GGCAGCCCGAGGGGGGACCGGCGGCGCCCGCAGCAGCCCACUGUUUCCGAGCGGCUCCAGCUUUGGGGCCAAGGGAGCACCCUGCUGCCAGCAGCACGGUCCUCGGUGGGCAGUUGGGAGCCCGGUUCUACGCUCCGACCUCCGUCCGCAUGGAUCGGCGGCCCGGCCCAACGGCCGAGCUGGGGGAAGCUGGCAAGUGAAACUAUUAUUAUCGCCCUGCGAAGCAUGGAGCUCUCGGAAGAUGCCGCGUAGAGACGGAAGGAGCCGCCGCCGCCGCCUGCAGCCGCCCGCCGCUGCGCCCCUACCCUUUCGCUUUCAUUAGGGGAGACAAAUCUGCUGUCAGGCAGCCAGCUUUCCAAUUUACCGAUAAUGAUUCUUGCAUGAAAAUUGAUCGAGGGGCUCUCCACCGCCGUGCGCUCUCGCCUCCCAGCUCGGCUCCAGCCUCCUUCUGCCGGGCGCCGAACCCCCGCGAGUUCUUUCUCCUCCUUCCCCCACCCAUUCUCUCUGAGUCAGUGGUGGGACGCCGGGCCAGGGAGAUAACCAAAAAAAAGGGGGGGGGGCUGGUGGCGAGAGGGGGAGGGGAGCCGGCUCCUCCGCCUGCUUUCUCCUGCCCGAGACUUGUUUGCAGUCGCUGCCUCCUUUAUUUACGAGAAGAAAUCGCCCCCUCGGUACUUCUUGGCUGUUUGGGUAUUAAUUUUCUCCUCUCUCCUCUCCCGCUCGCCCCCUCCUCCUCUCCCCCAUCCCCGCCCCUCCUCACCCAGUAGCUAAGGGGAAACGAAAACAAAGCCGAUUUCUCCUUGGCAACAAGAGAUACCCCCUCCCGCCGCCCCCCCUUCCUUUUUCCUUCUGGUUCUGAACGUGAAACCCUGUUGGAAACAGGUCUGUUGACCCUCGCCCUUGACAUUCAAAUGACUGAAAGGAGGAGAGAUUGCUACUCUCACGUCUUGGGGGCUGCUUUUUUUUUUUUUUUUUCCUUCUUUCUCUCUUUCAAAUGAGUAAUCCCUGAAGAUCUUAACCCCCAAUUUCAUCACCCUCACCUCCCCCCUUUAUUUUUCUCUCGCUCCUCAGCGCUCUCCCGCCUGCUUCCCUCCGCCUUCCCCCCCCCCCCUUUUUUAUUUGCAUCUCAAGUCCAAAAGGCAGCAAAUACACACGCGGCGAAGACACCGGGCAGCUGCGGAGGCCCCCGCCGCCCUUGGCCGUCAAUUACCUCAUUGUGGACCUGCCAGGGCCGAGGUGGCCCAAACUGCCCGGGAGCCGGCCAGAGAGACAGCCUUUUGAUCAUCUUGGGGGAAGGAAGACUCAUUUUUUUUCGUCGCUCUUCGGAUCGCUUUUCUGCCUUUAUUUUAUUGUUUUGGACAUUUUUGCGCGCCGUGGCUUGGCCGGUGCUUCUUGUUUCCUUGCUGGAUUUUCACAUUUUUUUCCUUUUCCGUCCCUCUCUGACCACUAUGGAAUUCUAAUUUAAAUCAUGUUUGGACUGAAGCCGCCUCUGUAUUACUUACCAGGAACUGCCAGCAUGAUUUACAGUGAGCCUAAGAAAGCACCUGAACUCCACCUGGCUGAUCAGGUUGGAAAGGUCCCAUGGAGGUUGGCUGGACUAUGAAUGGAUCCAUCCAGGUGUCACUGAGCAGCUACUUGGAACCAGUGGGUACUUUACAAAAUCAAGGUUCACGGACCUGGGCUCCAGCAGCAAGGUGGAAGAGCGCGAUCCCCCAGGGCCUCCCCCUAGGAACAACGGACGUAAACCGAAGCCUUGUGUUCCGGUAAGAGACUUGGAGGUUGGGCCCUCUGUGUCCUUACUUAAGAGAUGUGGCUGUGAGGCGACUCCCUGCCAGGUGCGCGCCGACCAUUUGCAUUUUACUCCCCUCCCCCCGCUGCCUUUAAUCCAGGUGGGAAAAGGGGCUGGAACCGCCGGGAGGUUUGUUGUUUUGAUUUAAAGGCCGAAGGCCGGUGGUUUAAUUUUCUCCUGACUCCUUCCUAUCUCCACGCCUCCCGCUCGCGAAUUCGGCCAAGGGUGGAGGCACCUCCUUGGCCGCGAGGAGCCCAGGAAAUUGGCCGGUCACUGAGGGGCCCAAGUCGUGGAAGUCCAUGGUGCAAAGACACCGUGUGGAGGGUCAAUUAAAACAUCGCGUGGAGGUCGACUGGAUGGAAGGAGGCGCCGCCGGGGAGCCGGGCGGGUCGUGCAGAGAAGCGGCCCCUCCCGCGGUGCCAGGGCUGCCGGCGCCCGCAGGCAUGAGCCAUGAGCCCAAGUCCCCUUCACUAGGAAUGCUUUCCACCGCGACCAGGACCACGGCCACCGUCAGCCCCCUCACCCCCUCACCGCUCAAUGGCGCCCUGGUGCCCGGCGGCAGCCCUGCCACCAGCAGCGCGCUAUCCGUCCAGGCUGCGCCGUCCUCCAGCUUUGCCGCUGCGCUGCGCAAGCUCGCCAAACAGGCGGAGGAGCCCAGAGGGUCCUCACUGAGCAGCGAGUCAUCCCCUGUGUCCUCUCCAGCCACCAACCACAGCUCCCCUGCCAGCACACCCAAGCGGGUGCCCAUGGGCCCCAUCAUUGUCCCCCCAGGGGGCCACAGCGUCCCCAGCACACCCCCUGUGGUGACCAUCGCCCCCACCAAGACUGUCAACGGCGUCUGGAGAAGUGAGAGUCGGCAGCAGGAUGCUGGCUCAAGGGGUGGCAGCAGCAGCCGGGAGCGCCUCAUUGUGGAGCCCCCACUGCCCCAGGAGAAGGCAGGCGGCCCAGCCAUUCCCUCCCACCUCCUCAGCACCCCCUACCCUUUUGGGAUCUCCCCCAGCUCAGUCGUCCAAGACUCCCGCUUCCCACCACUCAACCUGCAGCGGCCCGUGCACCAUGUGGUGCCGCCCAGCACAGUGACUGAGGACUACCUGAGGAGCUUCAGGCCCUACCACACCGCCGAGGACCUGCGCAUGUCCUCCUUGCCUCCGCUCGGCCUGGACCCUGCCACUGCCGCAGCCUACUACCACCCCAGCUACCUGACCCCACACCCCUUCCCACACCCUGCCUUCAGGAUGGAUGACUCCUACUGCCUGUCAGCCCUGAGGUCCCCCUUCUACCCCCUGCCCGCACCCAGCUCCCUGCCCCCGCUGCACCCCUCAGCGAUGCACCUGCACUUGUCGGGGGUCCGCUACCCGCCCGAGCUCACCCACUCAUCCCUGGCUGCGCUGCACUCCGACCGGCUAUCCAGCCUCAGCGCAGAGAGGCUGCAGAUGGAUGAGGAACUGCGGCGGGAGCGAGAGCGGGAGGCUGACCGGGAGCGGGAAAAGGAGCGUGAGCGUGAGAAGGAGCGAGAACGUGAGAAGGAGCUGGAACGCGAGCGCGAGAAGGAGCGGGAGCUGGAACGCCAGCGGGAGCAGCGGGCCCGAGAGAAGGAGCUGCUGGCUGCCAAGGCAUUAGAGCCCACCUUCCUGCCUGUAGCUGAGCUGCAUGCACUGCGAGGCCUUGCUGCAGACGAGCGGGCCAAGCCCUCGGAGCAGCUGACCCCAACCCGCACAGAGAAGCUCAAGGAGGCCGGCCUGCAGGCGCCCAAGCCCGUGCCACAUCCCUUGCACCCGACGCCUGCCCCACACCCCGGCGUGCCCGGCCUCAUCUCCAGCCACGGCGUCUUCCAGGCACUGCCCGGCAGCAGCGCAGCCGCAGCACUGCUCAUUCAGCGCACCAACGAGGAGGAGAAGUGGCUGGCGCGACAGCGGCGGCUACGGCAGGAGAAGGAGGACCGGCAGUCGCAGGUGUCAGAGUUCCGGCAGCAGGUGCUGGAGCAGCACCUGGACAUGGGCCGCCCCCCGAUGCCAGCGGAGGUAGAGCACCGGCCUGAGAGCACCAGGCCCGGGCCAAACCGUCAUGAGCCAGGCAGCCGAGACCCCUCGCAGCACUUUGGUGGGCCCCCACCCCUCAUCUCGCCCAAGCCUCAGCACCACACAGUGCCCACAGCCCUCUGGAACCCUGUGUCCCUGAUGGACAACACUCUGGAGCCCCGGCGAGCCCCUGAUAGCCACCCUCUGCACAGCCACCCAGGCUCAUUGGAGCCCAGCCGCCAGGCUGCCGUGCCGCUGGUGAAGGUAGAGCGAGUCUACUGCCCGGAGAAGGCUGAGGAGGGGCCCCGGAAGCGAGAGGCUGCCUCCCUGGACAAGUUCCAGCCGCCGCCACGGGAGGCAGGGAGCCUGGAACACCCGGCCUUCCCGCACGGGCCUGGGCCCUUCCUUGCCGAGCUCGAGAAGUCUACCCAGAUCCUCCUGGGCCAGCAGCGGGCCUCCCUCAGCCAGGCUGCCCCCUUUGGGGAGCUGGGCGGGCGGCCCCCAACACAGCGAGGCCCCGACCCAGCCUACAUCUAUGACGAGUUCCUGCAGCAGCGCCGCAGGCUGGUGAGCAAGCUGGACCUGGAGGAGCGCAAGCGGCGCGAGGCCCAGGAGAAAGGGUACUACUACGACCUGGAUGACUCCUACGACGAGAGCGACGAGGAGGAGGUCAGGGCCCACCUCCGCUGCGUCGCCGAGCAGCCGCCCCUGAAGCUGGACACAUCCUCUGAGAAGCUAGAGUUUUUGCAACUUUUUGGCUUGACCACCCAACAGCAGAAGGAGGAGCUGCUGACGCAGAAGCGGCGGAAACGGCGGCGGAUGCUGCGGGAGAGGAGCCCGUCGCCCCCAACAGUCCAGAGCAAGCGGCAGACCCCCUCCCCGCGCCUGGUGCUGUCCACCCGCUACAGCCCCGACGAGAUGAACAGCAGCCCCAACUUUGAGGAGAAGAAGAAGUUCCUGACCAUCUUCAACCUGACACACAUCAGUGCCGAGAGGAGGAAAGACACAGAGAGGCUUGUUGAAAUGCUCCAUGCCAUGAAGCAGAAGACGCUGUCGGCCGCAGUGGCAGGCGCACUGACACACGCUCCGAGGGACAGUCCUGCUGCCUCCCUGAGCGAACCAGCCACGCAGCAGGCCUCCCUGGACACAGACAAGCCUGGCAGCAUUGCUGCAUCCCUGUCUGACGUCCCGAAGGCCGUGGAGCCUGUGAGACUUGAACCACUCCGGUCCCAGGAGCCAGCUCCUGCCUGCGGCGAGAAAACCAGACUGGGCGAGGUGCCUGGGGGCAAGAAGGGCCUGAGCCUGCUGCACUGCAUCCGGGGCCCCGCACCCAAGGACAUACCCGUGCCACUUUCGCACAGCAUUAACGGCAAGAGCAAGCCCUGGGAGCCCUUCCUGGCUGAGGAGUUCGCGCACCAGUUCCAUGAGUCGGUGCUGCAGUCCACCCAGAAGGCCUUGCAGAAACACAAAGGGCACACGGCUGUGCUGUCGGCAGAGCAGAACCACAAGGUGGACACGUCUGUCCACUACAACAUUCCUGAGCUGCAGUCCUCCAGCCGGCUCCCCCGGCCCCAGCACAACGGCCAGCAGGAGCCCCCGCCAGGGAGGAAGGGCCCCAUCGCCCAGGAGAUGGACCAGGACUCAGAGGACGAUGACGACGAGGAAGAUGGAGAAGAGGAGGACGAGGAAGGCCCCAAGCGGAAGUGGCAAGGGAUUGAGGCCAUUUUUGAAGCCUACCAGGAACACAUAGAAGAGCAAAAUCUGGAGCGGCAUGUGCUGCAGACACAGUGCCGGCGGCUGGAGGCCCAGCACUACAGCCUCAGCCUGACGGCGGAGCAGCUCUCCCACAGCAUGGUGGAGUUAAGGAGCCAGAAACAGAAGAUUGUUUCAGAAAGGGAGCGACUCCAGGCAGAACUGGACCACUUACGGAAGUGCCUUGCGUUGCCUGCGAUGCAUUGGCCUAGGGGUUACUUUAAGGGAUAUCCUAGGUGACGGUUUCCCUUGCACUAGGCCGAACCUAUAGUAUAGAAAUAUCUAUUUUAUUACCUUGAAUAUUUAAUAUUUUUCACUGGGAGGUUUGAAGCUUAAUGAGAAUGUGCCAUGCAUGAAGCAAAGGAUUCCAGACUCCAGAGAAAAAAAGAGCUCACCUGACUUCCAUGCAACUGAAUCACCUUUGUAAUUCAGCACGCAGCCAAUGUAGGAAGCCCAUAGGUUUUUUCCUUAAAGGCGUUUUUAUUCUUUUUUCCCCCACAUCAUUUUUAAUCUGAAAAUGAAGGCUCCAUUACCAACACUAAAAGCUUACCACUUACAGCCCCCUGGGUGUAUGUAAUCGGGCCACAGCAAUGGUGUUCCUUGUGUCACUAGGUUACUCUGCCUAAAGAACUAGGUUUGCUCAUGCUGUGAUGAGGGCCUAGAUGGCAUCGCUCCCAGGAGUGAGGCUUCCUCCAGCUGAAAAGAAGGUUGGGUGCGUCGUAAGUAAAGGGCUUAUUUGUUUGAGUUACUUUUCUGCAAAGUUUUCUUGCAAGCAUGAGAUCCUAGGAGCAUACAAAUCAACAGUACUUACAGACUCACCCAGAGGCUGUGCACGGGAAAAGCUCUGCCCUAAAAGGAAAGGGAAGCAACAGACUGAAGGUACCUUUUUGUUACUCCACGGGGGGAAAUGUACAGAGCUUUAUGUCUACAUAUAGCCACACCCACCGAAUUGUUGCUGCCGUGGGUGAUGUUUUCAUACAAACAUAAAUUUUGAAAGAAAAGUCAAAGGUGCUUCGGCCUUGUACUGUGUAUAUAUAUAUUAAAAAAAAGUUUUGUAUGUUUUUAUUACUUUAAUUAUUGUUAUAAAAGGCCUGCCAUUUUUAAUAUGUGGUUUGGGAAAUUUUUGUUUGUUUGUUUUCCUGUUUGGGGGUUUUGUUUUUUGUUUUUCUGGGCAAAAGGGAAAAAAAAAACCUUGCUUUUAGUGUUUGUACUGCUGCUGGUCAGGACAUUGAAGUGUUUUUAAAAUUAAAGAAGAAAAGUAAAAGAGCUUACCACUGGCGCCUAUGCGAUCACUUCAUUUUUAAUUUGAUUUGCACCAGGAAACCAUGUAGAAAGCCAUGCGUACUUCAUACCUCCUUCCCUCACUCCCUCUCUGCCUCCCCUGGCAUUUGGACAGCGAGUUGCUAUGAAGUGAGAAGGGGAUAGCCUGUGGUGGGAACAUGUCAGUCCUCGAGUGCGUGCAUGCGCUAGCGGCACACACAAUGUGAGGCUUUUGUUAACCUUCCGCAGGUGAGCGCUUCCUGAGAUCUGAUUCUAGAUGUCUCACAGCAGUCUGAGAGCAGGUGCAAAGUAGGAACUUUAGAGGCUUCAUUUUAGAUGCAAAGCUUCAUAAGAGCUUAAAGUGGAGUGAACGAUUUCUGAGCUGACCCUCUCCUCCUUUUGAACUUACUGUGACAGGCACAACAUAGAACAGGGGUCACUGUGCCCGGGAGAAGCAGCGGGAAGAAUUCUGUCCUGGCUGUUGCUCAUCCAGGCAGUGUGUCAUCUAACCGAGGGCAAGGCCAGUGGCUGGCUGGGAGGAAGAGGAGGCGGCAUGAGCCUCCCAGAGGCAGGGCCCCCUUGGUCAUGGGUCAGGUGAAGGGCUGUCUGACCUUUGCGGGGGUUACUCCCUGUGCUCCAUGGUGGAGCCCUCAGCCCAGACCUCUGCUGUGCAGAACAGCUUGCUGGCAGAUGGAAUUGUGUUGCUUUAUCUGUUCCCACACAGUUUGCUUUGUAUGUCUGCCAAGAAUCUUCCAGUUAUUAGCAAACUCAGACAAAAAGUGCCGCCAGUAUUAUCAGCAGUCAGCGAGCACCCUCCUUUCUACAGCUCUGACUUGAAGAGCGUUACGGCUGUGCUGGGGCUGCCUCCCCUGCAGAGACAUUGAGAGAUGAAAGUGUCCCACAGGUGGGGACAGGUGUUUAGAGUGAGCGGUACUGCCAACAACCA
Loxodonta africana (African savanna elephant) is the source of this 7762-nucleotide messenger RNA. It is a transcript of the gene GSE1, whose product is annotated as Gse1 coiled-coil protein. The record is from RefSeq and is a predicted model, not a curated record. NCBI's taxonomy places the organism in Eukaryota, Metazoa, Chordata, Mammalia, Proboscidea, Elephantidae. The transcript is spliced from 19 exons. Bases 2086 to 5796 code for a protein of 1236 amino acids.